This is a messenger RNA of Haliotis rufescens (red abalone), 2891 nucleotides long. Its product is annotated as E3 ubiquitin-protein ligase TRIM33-like. Gene Ontology annotation, cellular component: chromatin; nucleoplasm. Gene Ontology annotation, molecular function: zinc ion binding; ubiquitin-protein transferase activity. The transcript has 3 exons. Lineage: Eukaryota; Metazoa; Mollusca; Gastropoda; Lepetellida; Haliotidae. The record is from RefSeq and is a predicted model, not a curated record. Bases 122 to 1426 code for a protein of 434 amino acids. Gene Ontology annotation, biological process: positive regulation of DNA-templated transcription.
CUGUCACACUUUCCCUAUUUGAAAUACAAGACGGGACUACAUGAUCUCGCUUCAUCACAAAAUGACAUGGUAACUGUAUAUACUUGUUCAAUAUAAGUACUGUCAUCGUACUGCACCCACCAUGGCCAGUAACGUAGCAUUGCCUCAGUGUAGAGUGUGCCAGACACCUUACAGGUUUGGGGGGCCAGAGCCCUACCUACUGCCAUGCCUCCACUCCGUGUGUAAAGCGUGUCUGGAUUCAGACAUCGAAGGCACGAUGUCGUGCUCGAUCUGCCGAGAAACUUUCUUUAAGACCGUUCGGGCUAAGGACGCAGUGACGGCCAGAGCGGUGUUUCUGGCCACAGCUGUCCAUUCCGCCUCGGAGUUGUUCUGUACCAACAGGGGUGACGGUAACCAAGCCUUUUCUUGGUGUCAGGAAUGUGAAGCAUUUCUUUGUCACGACUGCGAGACAUCUCAUUCUGAAAACAAAUCAAGCAAGACCCACCCAACAGUCUCCGUUGAAGAGCUGGUGAAAAUCGGCAAAGAUUACCGAAGAAAACAGCAAUGUAAAGAACACAAGACCUACCCAUUAGCUAUGUUUGACCACGACUGUGACGAGCUGCUGUGUCUUGCAUGCAGAGUUCAAGGUCAUGAAGGAUGCGAUGUGGGGUCUAUAGAAGGGGUAUACCGUUUCCUAAAAGGGCAAACUUUACCUGAGUACAUUUCAAAACUGACUGAAAAGAUGGCCGCGAACAACGCCGCUGAAGUUGCCCUGACGGAAUUUGAUGCCGAACUGGAUCGGAGCCGUGCCCGGAUAAAAGGAUCCAUCAGACACACCUUCCAGGAGCUCCACGAGGGGCUCCAGCAGCGAGAGAAGGAAAUCACUCAGCGUCUGGACCAAUACCUGGACAUACUGAAGAGGGAAAACUCUGAAAGUCUCGCUGAAGUGCGGUUGAUGACCGAGAGAUGUGACACAGUCCUGGACUUCAACCAGAAGUGUCUGAACCUAGCCACUCCUUCGGAUUUAUUCAGUAUGAAGAGGACCAUAGAAGCUAGGACGACUUCCUGUACUCGAGUCAAGUUGCCGCUUGUGAGAACCUCGGAUUCUUUGCCCAUGUUUACAAAGAAUGGUUUAGAUGAUGUCAAGGCAAUGGUUGCUGCAUAUACUUGCCUGUCUGGGGACUACUUACCAACGGACGGAUUAGAAGAAAACUUCCCUGAUAAUGAAACAGCCCAGCGCUACAAGAGGGAAAAACAGCUUCUCCACUGGAGGACCGAACUGGAGAAGGUGGAGGGUGACAUGUCGGUGCUGCAGAUGGCGUAUGACAGACAUUUGAGACACGCCACAGAGUUGCGAAGAAAUCUGGAGGUGACGCCCGUCCGCCAGUUCAUAUCCAGCAUACUCAAUCCUUUCAGAACACGCAGAUCACAAAGCAUUGCUUCAUAACAGUAAAUAUGGACACGAAGGCCGCAUGGUGAAUUGAAAGGGUACAAGCAUUUCGUGAAUGCCAAAGGUUAAUAGGAUUACUUGAUAAGAGCAAAGACGGACAGGCGGAUGAUGUCCUCAAAGACAGCCGACCGGGCCACCGGAUCCGGUUUGUCUCCUUUUACGACAAGCACAUUUUGCUUAAGACCAAUUCUAACCUGGAUCUUCACAGGGGACAACUGCUUGUGAGCCGGCAGGGUGUUGGUAACCAGGGUCACCGUUUCUGGUGUCCCCUACCAGUUACCUAAACAGUGUACAGCAUGAACGCUUUUUGGGUUUUAGUGUAUGUGCAGCCUCCAUGAACAACAGAAGAAUAGGUCCUUUCAAGAACACAGCAUUGCAAUAGUGAGUUGUUGGUAGUGUCCCAAAUACCAUUGAAGUUCUUACAAUCUGAACCAUGAACAUAACUUGGCGUUGAGCAUAUGGAAUCUUACCCACAUUACCCUGAAAUGUGUGAAUCACAGUUUUCGUCAUUUACAAUGUUGCAUAUUAUAUAUUGGAAAAAUGAAGAUACAAAACUGUAUGGAUUGAUUACAAUGGAACCGCGUUUAUCAGGACACAGUUUUCGAUCAGUCGACUCUUUGGCACGUUGUAACCGUUAUGUAGCAUGUAUUGACAUUCUAAAGCAGGUCGUACGGUUUGGCUUGGUUGGUUGUUUAACGCCGCACUCAGCAAUAUUCCAGCCAUAUGACGGCGGUCUGUAAAUAAUUUACAAUCCAGUGAUUGAUGUCACGACCAUCGAUCCAUGCGAUUGGGAUCGAUGACAUGCAUCAACCAAGUCAGCGAGCCUGACCACCCGAUCCCGUUAGUCGCCUCUUAAGACAAGAAUAGUCGUCUUUUACGACAAGCAAGGGUUGCUGAAGACCUAUUCUACCCCUUAUCUUCACGAGUAAGGUCGUACGAAAGCCGAUGUCUCCGGAUAAAGGGUCCGAUAUAACGAGGUCCCCAUGUACAUCAUUAAUGGGAUACACAUCUUGUUGGGUUCUGGCAUGACGUCUUCUGUACCUCAGUGAUGGUAAAUAUAGAAACUAUUUGGUCCAUCGUGUCAAACAUGUUUAUCUCACCCAGUGCCAAUGUUGACAGCUUUACUAGUGACACAGCCACAAGUUUAAAUGUCAACUUAUCAGGUCACAUGAUGAGAUAAAUACGUCAUUUGAUAAGAAAAAACGUCGUUCUAUUUAUCUUGUACUGAUACUGGCCUUAUUUCACUCGAGUGAAGGGGCGGUCGGGUCGCCUAGUGGUUAAAGCGUUCGCUCGUCACGCCGAAGACCCGGGUUCGAUUCUCGACAUGGGUACAAUGUGUGAAGCCCAUUUCUGCUGUCCCCCGCCGUGAUAUUGCUGGAAUAUUGCUAAAAGCGGCGUAAGACCCCACUCACUCACUCACUCGAGUGAAAAUAUUGGUUUCAUCAUUUAUUUGGUUUUGCAU